This is a messenger RNA of Saccostrea cuccullata (small rock oyster), 990 nucleotides long. Its product is annotated as phosphatidylinositol-glycan biosynthesis class F protein-like. Bases 11 to 700 code for a protein of 229 amino acids. Gene Ontology annotation, biological process: GPI anchor biosynthetic process. The record is from RefSeq and is a predicted model, not a curated record. The transcript is spliced from 5 exons. Lineage: Eukaryota; Metazoa; Mollusca; Bivalvia; Ostreida; Ostreidae. Gene Ontology annotation, cellular component: endoplasmic reticulum membrane.
UGCAUACAACAUGUCUGCGCCCAUGAACACACGUCUCCCGUCCAAAGACGUUUAUUAUUUUACAAUACGAUCAAAUAUAUAUCAGGUCGUAUUACUUUCAUUGCUUAUUUUUCUUCCAUGGAAUACAAAGACUGUCUUAGAUAUCGUAUCAUAUACUUUGCUCUCAUCUGAAAUUCUGAUUUGUGCCAUUUUGAUCUCAAACUUUUUAAUAGGGUUGUAUGUUUCACAAAAAAGUAACCUUGUCAAAAAGUCAGUGUCAUACAGAGUCCGUGCAGUUUUAAAAGGAGCCUGCUUUUACAUGCUGGCAGCCUGUUUCUUUCAUGUGAUAGCUGUUCUCUAUGGAGCACCAUUUUUUGAGUCUAUUUCCCAGACCUUUCACUUUGGAGCCCUGCUGGCUAGCACUGCAGUCUUCCCAGGCCUUUGUUUACUAGGGCUUAAUGUGUCAAGCUGGAUCAGAGUCUUCUCACUCAAUAGUGCAGACCUGGGACCAGAGUCAGUUGUACAAAUCACAGCCCUGUCUUCCAUUGUUGGAGCGUGGCUUGGAGCAUUUCCUAUUCCUCUGGACUGGGACAGAGACUGGCAGGAAUGGCCAAUAACAUGUAUGGUGGGAACCUUGUUUAGUUACAUGACAGGAUUAGUAAUUGCUACUCUUCACCUGUGUAUCCGUUAUAAUCAACUAAGGAAGCACAAAGUCACAUGACACCAGGACAACCAAAGACUGUGUAUCAUACUGACUAAUGAUUUAUUGUAUGCAUGUAUGUCAUUUCAAAUGAAGGAAGUAUUUUCAAUGUUUUGGGAAAUGGUUUCUUUUCACAAAAUCAAAAUACAUUUAUUAUUUAUUGAACAAAGAUUUUCAUUAACCUAUACUAGAUAUGCAUAAUUGGGAUAUGGUACAUGUCUAUUAAGUUCAUUGUUUAUUACUUAAUAUUUCAUAUUUUUGUAUGCUCUUUUUUGGAACUAGUCUUUUGAAUAAAAUUUUUCAGAUUGUUA